UGGGCCAGUCCCGCCAGAGCGCGAGCCGCCCACCCCUAACGGUCGCCUGGGCGAGGGGCGGGAGGGGAAGGAAGGCGGGUUUAAAAGCGGAGAGCGCGAGCCAACGUCCUGGGAGACCCAGGUGUCGCGGCUUCCUGCCCCAUAGUGCCCGGCCCAGGUCCCUCCCUCCUCCCGCCCCCUUCCCUCCAGCUCUCCCCUCUGGCGCUUAAGAGGCGGCGGCGGCGGGGCGGGCGGCCGCUGCAGCCCGGGCGGCGGCGGAGCGGCGGGGAGGGCGACACAAAGCCGGCGCGCGGCGAGAUUGUGACUUACUGUUGCAUGGAACAGUGUGGAUCAGCUUUUAACCUUUGCGGAUCUUGUUAUUUCUAAUGUGCACCAUCUGAUUGACAAGAUGGUGACUUCCUGUUUGAGAGUUAGCACUGUUUUAGUAUAACAGAUCUAUGGUGAUAGAAUUUUAUCUGAACACUGCUAUGCUCCUCUCCACUUGAUUUAAAAGAUAACAAGAAGAAUCAGCAGACUUGAAGCAUGAGUUCAGAUUCCAGCCAAGGCGUAAUCACCACUCCUCCCCCUCCCAGCAUGCCUUACAAAGAGAGGUAUUUUGACCGCAUCAAUGAAAAUGACCCAGAAUACCUUCGGGAGAGGAACAUGUCUCCUGAUCUACGACAAGACUUCAAUAUGAUGGAGCAGAGGAAGCGAGUUACUCAAAUCUUGCAAAGCCCUGCCUUUCGAGAAGACCUGGAAUGCCUUAUUCAAGAACAAAUGAAGAAAGGCCACAACCCAACUGGAUUACUAGCUUUACAACAGAUUGCUGACUACAUCAUGGCCAAUUCUUUUUCAGGCUUUACUUCAUCUCCCCUCAGUCUUGGCAUGGUCACACCUAUCAAUGACCUACCAGGAGUGGAUACUUCCUCAUACGUGAAGGGAGAAAAACUUAGUCGUUGUAAACUUGCCAGCCUGUAUAGACUUGUGGACUUGUUUGGAUGGGCACACCUGGCAAAUUCAUAUAUCUCUGUAAGAAUAAGUAAGGAGCAAGACCACAUUAUAAUAAUUCCUAGAGGCCUGUCUUUUUCAGAAGCCACAGUCUCCAAUUUGGUAAAAGUCAAUAUAAUAGGAGAAGUGGUUGAUCAAGGAAGUACCAAUUUGAAAAUUGACCAUACAGGAUUUAGUCCUCAUGCUGCAAUCUAUUCAACACGUCCCGAUGUUAAGUGUGUGGUACACAUCCAUACCCUUGCCACAGCAGCUGUUUCCUCCAUGAAGUGUGGGAUCCUUCCAAUUUCUCAAGAGUCCCUGAUCCUGGGAGAUGUUGCCUAUUAUGAUUACCAAGGGUCACUUGAUGAACAGGAGGAGAGAAUUCAAUUGCAGAAAGUUCUGGGGCCAAGUUGUAAGGUGCUGGUGCUCAGAAAUCAUGGUGUGGUAGCACUAGGAGAAACAGUUGAAGAGGCUUUUCACUAUAUUUUCAAUGCACAGAAAGCCUGUGAAAUUCAGGUGAAGGCACUAGCAGGGGCAGGUGGAAUAGACAAUUUGCUUGUAUUGGAUCUUCAGAAGUUUAAAGCUUUCACCCACACUGUGGCAGCAGCUGGAGGAGGAGGUGUGAAUAUGAGCUCCCAUCAAAAAUGGAAGGUUGGCGAGAUUGAGUUUGAAGGACUGAUGAGGACUCUGGACAAUUUGGGAUAUAGAACAGGCUAUGCUUAUAGGCAUCCUCUCAUUCGAGAGAAGCCUAGGCACAAGAGUGAUGUGGAAAUCCCAGCAACUGUGACUGCUUUCUCCUUUGAAGAUGAUACAGUGCCACUGUCUCCUCUCAAGUACAUGGCACAGAGACAGCAGCGUGAAAAAACAAGAUGGCUGAACUCACCAAAUACUUACAUGAAAGUGAAUGUGCCUGAGGAGUCUCGGAAUGGGGAAACCAGUCCCAGAACAAAAAUCACAUGGAUGAAAACAGAGGACUCCUCUAAAGUCAGUAGUGGAACACCUAUCAAAAUUGAAGAUCCAAACCAAUUUGUCCCUUUAAACACAAACCCAAAUGAGGUACUAGAAAAGAGAAAUAAGAUUCGAGAACAAAACCGAUAUGACUUAAAAACAGCAGGACCGCAGUCUCAAUUACUUGCUGGAAUUGUUGUGGAUAAGCCUCCUUCUACCAUGCAAUUUGAAGAUGACGAUCAAGCCCCACCAGCUCCUCCCAACCCCUUCAGCCAUCUCACAGAAAGAGAACUUGAAGAGUAUAAGAAGACAAUCGAACGUAAGCAACAAGGCCUGGAAGAUGCAGAGCAAGAGUUACUCUCAGAUGACGCUUCAUCUAUUUCACAAAUUCAGUCUCAACCUCAGUCACCGCAAAAUAUCCCUGAAAAAUUAGAAGAAAACCAUGAGCUAUUUUCCAAGAGCUUCACCUCCAUGGAUGUGCCUGUCAUGAUAAUGAAUGGCAAGGAUGAUGUGCAUGAUGUUGAAGAGGAGCUUGCCAAGCGAGUGAGUAGGUUGACUACAAGCACGACCAUAGAAAACAUCGAGAUUACUAUUCAGUCUCCAGAAAAGAUCGAAGAAGUGCUGUCAGCUGAAGGAUCCCCUUCAAAAUCACCAUCCAAGAAAAAGAAGAAAUUCCGUACUCCUUCAUUUCUGAAAAAGAACAAAAAAAAGGAAAAAGUUGAAGCCUAACUAAAAUCUCUUUUAUAGUUAUUAUUACUACAAUGUGAUGUUGCACACUUAAAUACCGCAUUUAAGUUGAUCAUUGUUAUGCAGUGGUAGAUCAGAUUGGGGGUCUGUAGCAAACUGGACUUUCAGAACUGGAAAAAGAUUUUACUAAAAGAAAAACAAUAUAAAGAUAUUUUCAAGUUCAUCUCUCAUAUGUCAAAAAUGGCUUCAAAUUUUUCAAUGACUAGUUUUAAUUAGCUCUGCCCUCGUGAAGUACAUUUAUAAUUCACCUCAAACAGAUUUGCCUGAGUUACUUCAGGCCUUCAGAACAUCUCUUGGAAAGAAAUUACCAGUGAACAAGUAAGAAUUUUUAUUUCUCUACACUUGGUUCAUUUGGUAAUCAGUUUAUAAUUUUUUAUCAUGAUUAUAGACUGUACCUUUGUGCUUCCCAUUGUUUCAGUGGGUAUUGGCAGAAUGUUUUAAAAGCUUCUAAAAUAAUACUCUCUAGCAUUAGAAUACACUGGCACAUACUUUUUAAAAAAAAUUUAAGAAAAACCUCGUUUGAAAUUUUAUUCAAAGUAUAAAAUUUCUUCACCUAAAGUAACUUACUUUGCCAAAAAAAUCAUUUUAGUAAGCUAUAAUUUUUGAAAACUUCCUUUUUUAUUAGUUUAGAAAGCCCCAUAUUUUUCAACAAAGGGGAUUUUGUAUACAUAACAUGGGUUAGUUUAACUAUGGCAAAACCAAUUUUUGUAUGUUGAGGUGUUUGUAUACCAUUCAGUAUAAAAAUGUCAGAAGUAUAUUAGCCAGUCAUUUAACAGUAGAGCAUAUUUGAGUCUGCUUUAUACUAAGUAUACUUAAAUAUAUUUCAAAAAUCCUGGGACUUGGUAUCAAAAAGGGGAUUAUCACAUUUAAAGGUUAUACCUUUAAGUUCAUAUUUGGAUCUUUAAUAUAUUUUCUCUUAGUAUUGCUGACAAAUGAAGCUUUCAUUAGGUAACCAAAGGAAAAAGAAUGAGAAACAAAUAGAAGGGAACCAAAAAAAGAUGUGAUGGAAAGAAUUCUAGUUUCAUAAUGACCUAUUUAUUCACAGUUGAAUUGGAAAUAGUGCUUAUUUGAAACAUAUCCAGUUUUUCUAAAGUUCUAAUUCUCUGCCAAAAUCAUUGUAUUUUUUGGUUGAUAUUUUCAUUUUAAAAGGGUCAAAUCUCUAACAUAUAUAAUCUUAGAGGGCAACAUUAAAAGAAAAGUGAUUCUAAUUCCCCCAGUGAGAGAACUACCACUUACUGAUUUUUUUUUACAAAUCGUUCUUGUUUUUCAGUUACCUUUAUUUUUAAUGUAAAUACAGAUUUAAACCUAGACUUAAUAUAGUUUUUCCCCCCUUCACCCAAGUGAUGUCACAAAUCAGUGUAAAAUUAAAUGAUCAAAAUGGUCAGUGAGUAUAAACAAUCCCAAGUGUUUCUGGAGGGUGAGUCGGCAUGUGAAAAAACUACAUUGAUUACAGUGUGUUCUCAGACUGGUUCUGUUUGUGUGUGUAUGAUGAUGCAAAGUUGAAACAGAACCUGGAAACUUCAUUUUAGAUCUCACUAACUACUGGAAUCGGUGUUUUAAUCUCUUAGUGGAAACUUUCAGUUGCUAAUUAUGUAUUUGAAGUCCUGUUUUGUUCAUCAUUUCUGUUGUAUUACUAUGUAUGUGGAAACAGUAACCUGUGAACUAUGCUUUUCCAUAAUUUUUUAAAAUAUAUAUAUAUCUUAAAUGAAUGCAAUGUGCAUAAAUAUUUUUUAAAUGCAACAGUGAACUAUUUGCACCUUUUGCUAAUGCCUCUAUUUACUUGCUUUGGCAUAAAGAAUGAGCCAAUGAACCUCUGUGUCCUGUGGAAAAUGUAUAAAUGUUAUCUGAUAUUGCUCUUAGAUGUAAUGCUAAUUAAUGUUAAAUCACAAAUAAACAGUAUUUUAAGUAGA
Erinaceus europaeus (western European hedgehog) is the source of this 4571-nucleotide messenger RNA. It is a transcript of the gene ADD3, whose product is annotated as adducin 3. Lineage: Eukaryota; Metazoa; Chordata; Mammalia; Eulipotyphla; Erinaceidae. Gene Ontology annotation, biological process: barbed-end actin filament capping. Gene Ontology annotation, cellular component: cytoskeleton; postsynaptic density; plasma membrane. The record is from RefSeq and is a predicted model, not a curated record. The transcript is spliced from 17 exons. Bases 523 to 2643 code for a protein of 706 amino acids. Gene Ontology annotation, molecular function: actin filament binding.